Brettanomyces bruxellensis is the source of this 2046-nucleotide messenger RNA. It is a transcript of the gene CBK1, whose product is annotated as Serine/threonine-protein kinase. Bases 1 to 2046 code for a protein of 681 amino acids. The transcript has a single exon. Gene Ontology annotation, molecular function: protein serine/threonine kinase activity; ATP binding. NCBI's taxonomy places the organism in Eukaryota, Fungi, Ascomycota, Pichiomycetes, Pichiales, Pichiaceae. The record is from RefSeq and is a predicted model, not a curated record. Gene Ontology annotation, biological process: peptidyl-serine phosphorylation; intracellular signal transduction.
AUGGACUCAGAUAUGGAUUAUGAUCUGCGACAACAGCGGCAGCAACAACAACUGCAAACGCCGAAUUAUCGGCAGCCGGAAAGCAUCCAGCAGCCUCGACUGAUGCAGCAACAAAAUCCCUAUGAUAAUAGGCACCAACAGAAUAUAUACAUGAACCACGAACAGCAGCAACAACAGAUGGAUUAUGGACAAAUGGGGAACAAUUACAUGCCAUUGCAGCGACCAGUGACUCCAUAUGGCAACACAUAUAUGCCGCAGCAGAAUUCACAGACCAAUUUGUCCACUGUGAGCAACUCGCCAGUGAUGCAAUCGAUGUCGACAUUUAGAGACGAUAGUGUUCCGGAUCUGGCCCCUCCAACUUCUGUAAAUGGACAUAAUUCGCCGUUGCAGAGAGAUGGAUCCGGAUUCAGCAAUUACCAACAGCAACAACAACAGCAACAGCAGCAUGGAUACGGAAUGCAGGAUCGGAAUUUUGCAGAAACUCCAAACAGAGACAGAUCUCCAAUUAAUGGAGCUGGCCCGAACAUCAAUUCUUCUCACCUGAAGGAUGUCCAGGAUUAUGCAAAUUCACCAAGCACUGUUGUGAGCAACGACAGAUCCAGUGCCAGCAGCAAUACACCUUCAAACUACGUUUAUUUUGAGCGGCACCCCGAGUGGUUUUCAAGAGCUGCCCAGGACAGAAGUGCAGCGGUGAAACUUACACUUGAGAAUUAUUACAAGACUGCCAUUGAGCAUGCCAUCGAGCGAAAUCAGCGUCGUAUCAAGUUUGAGCAGAAGAUCAACGGAGAGAUAUCUGCCGAGCGGAGAAAUAGAGAAACACAACUGUUCAGCAAGAACGAGUCACACUACUUGCGUCUUAGAAGAACAAGGCUCUCUCUUGAGGAUUUCCACACGGUCAAGGUGAUCGGCAAAGGAGCAUUCGGAGAAGUCCGGCUAGUCCAGAAGAGAGACACGGGAAAAAUAUACGCGAUGAAGACGUUGUUGAAGAGCGAGAUGUACAAGAAGGACCAGCUAGCACACGUUAAAGCUGAAAGAGACGUGCUAGCGGAUGCAAACUCACCAUGGGUGGUGUCCUUGUACUACUCGUUCCAGGAUCCACUAUAUCUCUACCUGAUUAUGGAGUUUCUUCCCGGAGGGGAUUUGAUGACGAUGCUCAUCAAAUGGCAGAUCUUCACAGAGGACGUGACUCGUUUCUACAUUGCCGAGUGUGUUCUUGCCAUCGAGGCCAUUCACAAGUUGGGAUUCAUACACAGAGACAUUAAGCCCGACAACAUCUUGAUUGACCGACGUGGACACAUCAAGCUGUCGGACUUUGGCCUAUCUACAGGCUUCCACAAGACUCACGAUUCAAACUACUACAAGAAGCUUUUGGACCAGGGGCCGGCCAAGGCAGGUUCCCGAAAUUCGGUGACUGUUGAUCCAAUCAGCCUGACCAUGACCAACCGUCAGCAGAUGCAGACUUGGAGAAAGUCGCGUCGAUUGAUGGCAUAUUCCACGGUGGGAACUCCAGACUAUAUUGCACCGGAGAUCUUCGUCAACAAAGGUUAUGGCCAGGAGUGUGACUGGUGGUCUCUAGGUGCAAUCAUGUUUGAGUGCUUAGUGGGUUGGCCACCUUUUUGCUCUGAAACUCCAGCCGAAACAUACAGAAAGAUAAUGAAUUGGAGAGAGACCCUGCAGUUUCCGGAUGACGUUCAUUUAAGCCCGGAGGCAGAGGACUUGAUCCUGCGUCUGUUGACCGAUGCAGAGCACCGGCUUGGCAUUCAUGGUGCUGAUGAUAUAAAGAGACAUCCAUUUUUCAGAGGUGUCAACUGGGAUGAGAUUCGGAAUGUUGAAGCACCAUUUAUUCCUAAGCUUCGCUCUAUUACGGACACCAGGUUCUUCCCAACAGACGAGUUGGAAAAUGUUCCAGAUUCGCCUGCUUUGGCACAGGCCGAGAAGGAGAGAGAUAGACUUAAGAGAGAAGGCCUGGAAACCAAGGCUGAUCUUCCAUUCAUUGGCUACACGUACAGUAGAUUCGAAUAUUUGACAAAAUCAAAUGCUUUGUGA